Leptinotarsa decemlineata (Colorado potato beetle) is the source of this 1294-nucleotide messenger RNA. RefSeq lists its product as uncharacterized. Gene Ontology annotation, molecular function: oxidoreductase activity. Lineage: Eukaryota; Metazoa; Arthropoda; Insecta; Coleoptera; Chrysomelidae. The record is from RefSeq and is a predicted model, not a curated record.
CGAGUUUUUUGCGGUUUUCAGUGUGGACAGUGUCUUCUGGUUAACCAUAUCGCGAUAUGCAUGCUCUCGGCGCCGCUUGCAGGGCCUCCUUGGAUUCAGCGGACGUAACAAGUGAUGCCUACGAAAGUUUAGAAAAACGUGAACCGGAGACUUCCAUUCGAGAAAUAAACAUUAGUGGAACUGAUGACAACGUUGUUGAUGCAUACAAUUUUUGUGCGGAAAAAUUCGUGGAACAACUUUUAACAGAAGGCUCUAAUAUUACCUGUGAUGGAACAUCUGAAUCUUUCAAUGGAAAUAAAGACCUACCUCCUUACUAUGACGAGAUAAUGUUCAAAAAAGGCCAGGCAUUUUUUCACAAACACAUCUUCGGUUUAUUCCUGAGCAAAUUGCUGGGCUUGCUAGCACUGUUGUCGCUACCGUCACUCCGAAUACUGAUGAUGACGAGAAAGUCGAGCACACCAAUGACGGCUUACAAGAGGUACAUGGGCACCAUUUUCCACAUGUGUGUUUGGUAUGAUUCGGACUUCCAGCCAGGAUCAAAGUUGUGGAAGUCCAUCGCCAAUGUUCGAAACAUGCACAAUGCGGCAAGCAAAAGAAGCAAUCUGUGCUUCAAAACCCGGAUAACACAGAUGGACAUGGCUCUAACUCAAUUCGGUUUCAUGGGACUGGGUCUGAUUCGCAGCAAAAUGUUGGGAAUCCACUAUGCAACAGACGAUGAAUGGAAAGGUUUCCUCCAUCUGUGGAGGGUCAUCGGGUACCUUGUAGGAACUGAGGACAGAUUCAACCUAUGCAGGGAAUCGGUACAGGAAACAAAAGAAAUCUGCGAGCUCCUAGCACGAAAGGUAUUUAUCCCCAGAAUGGCGAAAACCGGGCCAGACUUCGACUUAAUGUCUAGUGCUCUCAUAGACGGAAUGCGAGCCAUGAACCCAGUGCUACAUCAAGAAGGUUUCCUCCGCUACCUCCACAUGGUACUGAGGAAUAAUCCAGACCCCGAAAUCACCGACGAACAACUGAAGCCGUUGAGUAAAAUCGCAAGGGCGAGAUUGAAUCUAAUACUGAACGUGACGUGGGCCUUGCAGUACACCAUUGUUAGGGUGUUGUUGAAAUACUGCCAAAUCUGGACGUUGUGGUUGAUGCGCGUUUGUCCUUUCUUGGCCUACUCUAGAUUCGGAUUUGAAAAUUCUCACGUCAGAAUAUGAUCCUGGAAUUGGAAGAGUAGUGAAUUCACGAAAAGUAACUUUGUUAGCAAUAAACCGCAAAUUGUGAAAAAUAUAGACAGUUCUGGAUAGGUUCA